GAAUUGCGUUGAAAAUCGAAGGUCGUCUGGAACUGGAGACGGUCUGUUAGUGCUGAAGUGAAAGUUUUGAAUAGACUCAGUCUUUCAACUGAUUCCGUUCAAAGAACAUUACAAAUAUCUUUUUCAAAAGUUUGGACGAGCUGGUUAAUUUGAAGAGGUAAAAAAUGACUGCCAACGGGGAUUGUAAUGGAAACACCACAGCCGUUAGUGAUUCUGGGGAUGUAUCCCACAUACUGAAUAAGGAUCUUUUUGUUGAUAUAUUAGAAAAACAAUUUGGAAAAUGUACUGUGCAGGGUUUUGAGUGCGUUAAAAGCUCAGGGGGAGGUGAAAAUUAUAUGUCCUGGAUGUUCCAUGUUAGCAUUGAUAUUGAGAAGGAAGAUGGAACAUCAACAACAGCUAGAUACAUUGUAAAAAUGAUGCCACCCAACGACCCUAAUGGCGAAUUCAAAAAAAAUCUUCGAGCCUAUGCAAAGGAGGUUGAAAUGUAUAGCAAGGUCAUUCCGAAAUUUCAGGAAAUUUUCCAGGAAAGCAACGUGGACUUCAAUUUCGCUCCUAAAUGCUGGAAAAUUGUAGAAGAACAUGAAAUUCUGAUAAUGGAGGAUUUGAAAGCCCGAAAAUUUGCAAACAUAAACCGAAGACAAGGAAUGGAUAUGGAACAUGCAGAAUUGGUCCUGGAAAAAAUGGCACAAUUUCAUGCAGCAUCGGCUUGUAUUUAUGAAAGGGAUGGUAAAUAUUCAGACCAGUUGAUGCAGGAUAUGUAUAAUGAGCAAACAGCAGAAGGAUUUCGAGCUGCUCAAUCAGUCAUUUGGUCCACGGUAGCCAAUUAUUUUCGACAAUGGAAUAGUUGUCAGGAGUAUGGCGAGUUAGUGGAAAGUGUGAAGGAUCGAAUUGGAGACAUAUGUGUGGAACUAUAUAAAAAGGAUUUCAAUGAAUUCAAUGUUCUGCUACACGGUGACCUUUGGGCUAACAAUAUAAUGUUCCAACACGAUGAGAAUGGCAAAGCGAAAGAUGUCCUCUUCGUGGAUCUCCAAAUUUCUCGCUAUGGAAGUCCUGUUCAAGAUCUGAUAUAUUUCAUAGUUUCAUCUACCGAACUGUCAAUCAAAACCAAAGAAUUUGAUCAUUUUAUUAAAUUUUAUCAUACGGAGUUGGUGAAGAAUUUGAAACUUUUGAAGUACCCAAAAGCAAUUCCGAGGGUUAUUGACUUACAUAUGGCUGUGUUGAAAAGGUGCUCCAUUGGUAUUACCACAUCUUUUGGAGUUAUGGCAAUAGCACUUCUCGAACCUAAUGAGAAUGCUGACAUUUCCAAUUUGUUCGGGGACUCUAAGGACGGGAAAAACUUCAAGGAGGCUCUUUAUAUGAAUCCGAAACUGAUAAAGGCUUGUGAACUGACGUUACCAUUUUUCUAUAAUAAAGGUGCCUUCGAUGUUUGAUAUUAGUUGGUAA
Molecule: messenger RNA, 1443 nt
Organism: Hermetia illucens (black soldier fly)
Lineage: Eukaryota; Metazoa; Arthropoda; Insecta; Diptera; Stratiomyidae
Exons: 5
Coding region: 165-1430 (421 amino acids)
Source: RefSeq, a predicted model, not a curated record